UUUCCGAACCGAAACCUUAGCCCAAUCAUCCCUUCCCAACCUAUUAGGCUCGGAUAGCUUGAUCUAUAAAUAGGCGGCUAUCGCGGUUCACGUACGUAUCGCACGCUUAAUGGUCCAAACGCUUUUUACGCACAGGAACAAACACAGAUAUUUCUCAGAUUAAGAAGGGAGAAGAAAGACAGCUGAAAAGGAUGGCACUAGUUUCAGGAGGAAGGUCGACAUUAAACCCUGAUGCCCCUCUUUUUAUCCCUGCUGCUUACCGUCAAGUGGAGGAUUUCUCCCCUGAAUGGUGGCAAUUGGUUACCAAUUCAACAUGGUACCGAGAUUACUGGCUCAGUCAGCAUCAGGAUGAGGAUGGUUUUUAUGACAAUGCUGAGGAUGAUGAAGGCUUUGAUGGCAAUGAUGUAGUUGAUUUACUACCUGAGACAUUUGAUCUAGACGCCGGUGAAUAUUUCUCGAGUUUGGAAGCUCAAUUUCAUGAGUUUGUGGAUUCUUAUGAAACUGAAGUGGAUGGGUUGGAAGGAGCUGCAGCACCAAAGAAGGAUGUAACAGUAUCAGCAGCAGCAGCAGCGAAGAAUGUUAGUCUGAAAUGCAGCCCUUGAUUCAUUCGCGGUCUUGGCGAUUACUUCAGGUUGCAGUUUAUCCCUCCCACCUGAGUAGACUAGUGUAGCUUAUGCUUUCUGUAACUUCUGUAUAGAGCAAGGUUGCAACUUGUGUCUCUCCUUGUUCAUUCUCAAGUCUUUGUUUUCAAUUAACCAAAGGGAAUCUGUCAGAAAAUGUAAAAAAGAAAUGUAAUUUUAGCAAGAGAAGAAAAAGAAAAAAAUCUUUAUGAAUAUAAUUUGUUUAGCAUUUAUCUCUUAA
Molecule: messenger RNA, 861 nt
Organism: Ricinus communis (castor bean)
Lineage: Eukaryota; Viridiplantae; Streptophyta; Magnoliopsida; Malpighiales; Euphorbiaceae
Product: protein EARLY RESPONSIVE TO DEHYDRATION 15
Exons: 3
Coding region: 192-602 (136 amino acids)
Source: RefSeq, a predicted model, not a curated record